Molecule: messenger RNA, 1883 nt
Organism: Stegodyphus dumicola
Lineage: Eukaryota; Metazoa; Arthropoda; Arachnida; Araneae; Eresidae
Product: photoreceptor-specific nuclear receptor-like
Source: RefSeq, a predicted model, not a curated record
AUGGUGCAUCCUUUGAAGGAAUCAAGCAGCUAUAGGAACUUAUACGGAUUGUACAUUAAAAGGCUAAAAAGAAGGACACUUCCGGUUCCUGUGUCGUGUUUGGUAUGCGGCGACAAAUCGUACGGGAAACAUUAUGGAGUAUUUUGCUGCGAUGGUUGUAGCUGUUUCUUCAAAAGAAGCAUCAGAAGAGGAAUUGUGUAUAGUUGCAUAGCUGGUACUGGAAAUUGUGUUGUUGAUAAAGCCAGAAGAAAUUGGUGUCCAUUUUGCCGCUUGCAAAAAUGUUUUCGAGUCAGCAUGAACAGAAAUGCUGUUCAAGAGGAGCGAGGACCAAGAAAUAACAAAAAAACAGCAAAGGAAAUUCCAGAAGCAGGUACAAGUAACAGCAACUCCGAGACAAUGCAAAAGAAUCCUCAUCGUUGCAGCAGCAGGGCUUUGAAAGUUUCUUCUGGAAGCGAUCCUCCUGUCAGUGCUUUUCGCCCAGUCUAUCCAGGACCAAGAUUUGCACCUUUGUCCUUGCAACCUGGCUAUAUAAUUGGCUGUGCAGUACCUCCAGAAGCGGCUAUGGUGUUUCGGCAAAUAGCCGCUCACAUUCUGCUAGUGAGUUUUAGGAGAGCUCGAAGCAACGAUCUUUUCUGUUCUCUGCCGCCAGCUGAUCAGUCUGUAAUUUUACAAGAUGUAUGGGGAGAAUUGUUUCUCUUACAAGCGGCUUACUGGCCGGUUGAUAUUCUUAUAGUGGCAAAGCAUAUUGAAGAAGAUGGAAAGAUUUUGCCAAGGCGAGUGGUUUCUGCUAUAAUAGAAUGUCGACAACUGCAACUUGACCUUCUGGAAAGAUCCUUAUUAGAAACUAUUAUUUUGGCAAGGAAAGAUUGCACCAAGCCUCUUCUUGCUCCCAGUCAUGUCGACAUAAUCCUGGAACAGGCACAAACUACACUUGAGCAACACAUGCUACGCGUCAGAAGCAAAGAAACUGGAGUCUUUGGAAGAACUCUCUUGGUUCUGCCGUGCCUGAGAUCUAUUCCUCAGCGGCUUCUUUUAGAAAAUGUAAUUGGACUGUCGGAUGAAGAUAUUAGAAGACUUUUCUGAGUCAUAUCAGUUUUAUCAUAUUCAGUGUAUUAUAUUUAAGCACCUCUACCUUACCACUUCAUUAACUAUUGGAGGUCGUUAAUUUUUGCAUGUCAAGUUAUGAAUGAUAUGUUGACGCUGCUUUAUUUAGCAUGAUUCUUCAGAUAAUAUUAAAAAAUCCGUUGCCUUAAAUCAGAAUAUUAUCAAAACAAAUUUGGAAUUUUGAGUUUUAAUCUUCAAUGCCUGUUAUUUUUAUUAAUUAAAAAUAAUUAUAGUUUAACUCCGAUUUAACUACUUUUCAUUCGUACGGCCCGGAAACGUACGAAACUAAAGGAAUAUUACACCAUAUUGAAAAUUUCUUUUAAAAGUUGUAUUUGUUUAGUGUGUGCUCAAAACAUGAAAAUGAUAGAUAAUUAAUAAGAACAAACCCAGUUUAGCAUUUUAUUACGUUCAUCAUGUUUAAAAUCGAGUUAAGGCAAUCUUUGAUUCAACUAUAAUACUGAUUUAACGAACGAUAAUUUUCAGUAUUCUAACUGAAAAUCGGCAAAAGUACUAACUUCUAAAAUUUGGAUAAUAAUUUUAAUUUUCUGAAAUUUGUGCUAAGAAUUUAUUUUCAUUUAGCUUCAUAGAAUUUAUUCUUCCCAUAUUAUUAUAGAACUCAGAUACAAGAAAUAGUCAAUAAAACUCGUAAAUGUAGUAAAAUUUCUGAGUUAAUAAAUUAUUUCAUCGUUUGAAUUCUGCCUUGAACUUGCAGAUGGUAAACCGAAAACGCAUAACGGAAUUUUAAAUAUGUUAGAAAUGGAUGCCAAUAAAGUCUUGAG